Messenger RNA from Ochotona princeps (American pika), 2440 nucleotides. It is a transcript of the gene ZNF182, whose product is annotated as zinc finger protein 182. The transcript is spliced from 6 exons. Gene Ontology annotation, molecular function: DNA-binding transcription factor activity, RNA polymerase II-specific; RNA polymerase II cis-regulatory region sequence-specific DNA binding. Gene Ontology annotation, biological process: central nervous system development; regulation of transcription by RNA polymerase II. NCBI's taxonomy places the organism in Eukaryota, Metazoa, Chordata, Mammalia, Lagomorpha, Ochotonidae. Gene Ontology annotation, cellular component: nucleus. Bases 600 to 2360 code for a protein of 586 amino acids. The record is from RefSeq and is a predicted model, not a curated record.
GUGGAAGGUUGAAUAAUGGGGGACCGAGAGGUCCCUAAAUGAGGGUCUCCGGCAAUUGCUGGAAAAAGUUAUGGGGCAGAUGAAGACUGGGUAAGACUCUUUAAACUUUGACGUUCACACGUUUUUCCAGCACCGUGACCAACACAACAAGUUCACGGGCACCCCAUAGACCCUUCUUUAAAUGAAACACGCCUCGCCCAGCCUCCCUCCCGUUCCCGAAGUCCGAAGUUCGCAGGGUCGUGGAAAUGUUCCCGGUGAACUUGAUCUACUCCUGAAGGCGUCUUUCCGGCUCCCGAGCCAGACGGUCCCGGUGAGCUUAGCCUUCGCAUAUCCCUGGCUUUUCCAAAGAAGAGCAGGAAAUGGCCAAACCCCAGACGAACAUUUUCCGUUGAAUUGCCCCCAUACUUUUGCAGAGCAGGUGGGGCAUGUACAAACAAGACACUGUCCACCAGGGCAGCUUUCCUUGGGGGGCCAGCCCACAGUGAGCUUCUAUUAUCCCUUGCUGUGAACUUGUGACAUUUGAGGACGUAGCUGUGGAUUUCACGCAGGAGGAGUGGCAGUACCUGAACCCUCAACAGAGGACUCUGUACAGAGAUGUGAUGCUGGAGACCUACAGCCACCUGGUCUCCAUGGGCCAGCAGGAUCCCAAACCAGACCUCAUUCUCAGGUUGGAAGCAAGAGAGCUGUGUCUAGCAGAAGGAAAAAUCGCAAUUUGGAGCUCUCUGGAAGAGGUUGGCCAAGGUGAUGAAGAGAUCAGGAGGUGGCAGCAGGAUUACCAAGAUAAAUGUGUGUUGAUGCAGUUUGGAUUCCCUGACAAGCAAACAUUCACUGCAAGGAGUAGUCAUGACUGUAAUGAAUUUGGUAACACGCUUUAUCUGCAUUCAAACAUUGUUGCUUCAAUACAAAGACCCAAUAAAUAUGAAUUAUUUGGAGAUAAUAUGAUAGAUAAUUUGGGCUUAUUUAGAAGCUCUGCUGAAAAGAAACUGGAUAGUGGAGGAUGUGCAAAAUUAUUCUUCCAUGCUGAGUGUGAGAAAACAAAUCCUGGAGUGAAACCCUAUGGCUAUAAAGAGUGCGGAAAAACCCUCAGACGAAAGAAAGGCCUUAGUCUACAUCAGAGAAUUAAAAAUGGAGAGAAACCCUUUGAAUGUUCUGCAUGUGGGAAAACCUUCAGCAAGAAGUCCCACCUCAUCGUACAUUGGAGAACUCAUACAGGGGAGAAGCCUUUCGAAUGUACUGAGUGCGGGAAAGCCUUUAGCCAGAAGUCUCAGCUUAUUAUUCACCUUAGGACUCAUACCGGAGAGAGGCCAUUUGAGUGUCCUGAAUGUGGGAAAGCUUUCCGGGAAAAGUCAACUGUCAUCAUCCAUUACAGGACUCACACAGGCGAGAAACCUUAUGAAUGCAAUGAAUGUGGGAAAGCCUUCACUCAGAAGUCAAACCUCAUUGUCCAUCAGAAAACCCACACAGGGGAGAAAACCUACGGAUGCACUAAGUGUGGGGAAUCUUUCCUACAGAAGCUUGAUCUAAUUAUACAUCAUAGUACUCACACAGGAAAGAAGCCCCAUGAAUGUAAUGAGUGUAAGAAAACUUUUAGUGACAAGUCAACUCUGAUCAUACAUCAAAGAACCCAUACAGGGGAGAAGCCUCAUAAGUGUAGUGAAUGUGGGAAGUCAUUCAAUGAGAAGUCAACCCUCAUCGUUCAUCAGAGAACCCACACAGGAGAGAAACCCUAUGAAUGUGAUGUGUGUGGAAAAACCUUCACCCAAAAGUCAAACCUUGGCGUACACCAGAGAACUCACUCAGGAGAGAAGCCCUUUGAAUGUAACGAAUGUGAGAAAGCCUUCUCCCAGAAAUCCUAUCUCAUGCUGCAUCAGAGGGGUCACACUGGAGAGAAGCCUUACGAGUGCAGUGAAUGUGAGAAGGCUUUUUCCCAGAAGUCCUAUCUCAUUAUACAUCAAAGAACUCAUACAGAAGAAAAGCCCUAUAAAUGUAAUGAAUGUGGUAAAGCCUUCAGAGAAAAGUCCAAGCUCAUUAUACAUCAGCGAAUUCACACAGGAGAGAAGCCCUAUGAAUGCCCUGUCUGUUGGAAAGCUUUUAGUCAGAAGUCACAGCUCAUAAUACACCAGAGAACGCACACAGGAGAAAAACCUUAUGCGUGCACUGAAUGUGGCAAAGCUUUCAGAGAGAAGUCAACAUUCACCGUACAUCAAAGAACUCAUACUGGAGAGAAACCCUAUAAGUGCACAGAAUGUGGGAAAGCCUUUACCCAAAAAUCAAACCUUAUUGUUCAUCAGAGAACUCACACUGGGAAAAAGGCCCAUGGGAGAGGCCCCACCCGGAAGUCAAAGCUCACUGCACACUGAGGGAAAGUUGUAUCGAUUUAAUUUGUGUCUUCAAAGUAUGUUCUGACUGAUGAUGGUUUAAAUAUGGAGAGGGAAAGUCA